GGCCAGAAAUGCAGAGCGUAGGAAAAUGGGAGUAGUGUAGUACUGUGUUUCAUAGCAAGUUUCAGGCCCACGGCGUUUGCACAAUUUAACUGAGACAUCACCUCGAUUAUGCUUCCAGUUUUACCGUUUGCAGCCAAACUGAAGCAGCCGCCACAGCUGCUGGGAAUAUAGAGUAUUUGCAGUUGGGGGUUCACUGCGCUUGCACAUAUGCAAACGACUCACACAGCAGCAAGGGCCAUUAAAGAGCGACACAUGCACUUUGAAAACUGGAGAAAUGUACAUGGUACGAUAUUUAUAGCAAACACUGUGUUGCAAACUUUUCUCCCGGCCCAUUGUGAUGGUAUUCUUGCUGAGUUUCAGAAGCUGGAUCCUCUUGUUUUUCCGCCUGAACUCAUUGCACUGAAUCGAUAUCGCUCAUUUCAUACAUUUUCCGUUUAUGUCAGAAAUGAGUAGUUAUUGAUUUCUCACAUUCCUGGUGGAUUAUCAGGGAGUUCUAUUUGGUACAAAAUUCAGAGCGCAGUGUGGCUGCAACAAUUCGAUUAGAUGCACCUUUUUUUUGUUAUUGCAAACGCUGCUUAACUGGAGAAAGGCGAGCUGAGAGUUUGACAGAUUCACGCAGAUGAAAGGGGCAGAUGAGCAAGUCUGAAUCGACGUCAGUGCCCUGUUAUAACACACGCUGGUUGGGAGGUGGCGCCACAACUUGUGGUAACACACACUGAUCAAUGUCUCAUGUGCCGCGGUUAUUCCCAAACCCAUCUGCACCAUCACAAAGCGGACAGCCAAAUAGCAGCUCUCUUCCUUCUCACUCAGAAAGAGCUGACCUAUCUACACAGGCGACAAGUCCUAUAUUUGCAGAUGCUGGCUUCUCUGAUGGGUGUUUUUAUCGCGGUUUGCUUCGAAGUUGAAAGCAGGCGACCAGAAGCGACCCAUGCUGUCAAUUUCCUGGAUAAUGAGAAAUGGUUGACCACUGUCUCACAAUAUGACAAGGAGCUCAGAUACUGGAACAAAUUCCGAGAUGAAGUGGAGGACGAUUAUUUCAGAAGCUGGAAUCCCAGCAAGCCGUUUGAUCAAGCCCUGGAUCCAACAAAAGACCCAUGUCUGAAGAUGAAAUGCAGUCAACACAAAGUCUGCGUAACCCAUGACUACCAAACAGCGCUUUGUGUUAAUCGCAGACAGCUAAUGCACAGCCUCAGGCAGAAAAAGGACAGUCUUCUUCACAGACAGUGGAAUGGAGGAGCCAAUCUGGUCAAUUGUAAGCCCUGUGCUGUGACGCACCCCAGUUCUGUCUGUGGUUCCGAUGGCCACACUUAUUCUUCUAAGUGUAAACUUGAUUACCAAGCUUGUUCUUCACGUAAGAAGAUCACCUUGCGAUGCAAAGGACCUUGUCCUUGUCUUCCUGGCCAAGAAAGUGUGAAGCUGAAAAGUGAAAAGACAGAUGUAAUCAAGACCCGGACUGAAGGCAAGGAUGCAAAUCAUUCACCUUUAAGAGUGUGCAAUGAAAAAGAGCUGAGGAAUCUCGCUUCCAGACUGAAAGACUGGUUCGGGGCUUUACAUGCUGAUGCCAACCAAGACGUAAAAUUUAAAUCAAUCAAGCAAUCAGAGCAGACCCGAUUUGACACCAGCAUUCUGCCAAUCUGCAAGGAUUCUCUGGGUUGGAUAUUUAACAAGCUGGACAUGAACUAUGAUCUUUUACUGGAUCAAUCGGAGCUGGGAGCCAUUUACCUUGACAAGUAUGAGCAGUGUAUCAAGCCACUUUUCAACUCCUGUGACACAUUUAAAGAUGGAAAGCUUUCAAACAAUGAAUGGUGCUACUGUUUCCAGAGACAAGGUGGUCUUCCAUGCCAAGCUGAAAUUAAUAAGAUUCAAAGGCAGAGCAGAGGGAAACAUCUUUUAGGUACUUUUAUACCAAGGUGCAAUGAGGAUGGGUAUUACAAACCAAUCCAAUGUCACAGUAGCACUGGACAGUGCUGGUGUGCUGACAAGUAUGGAAAUGAACUUCCAGGUUCACGGAUGGAAGGGACUCCAACCUGUGAAGAAGAUCAAGAGACUUCUGGUGAUUUUGGCAGUGGUGGAUUCCAUGUUUUGUCUGAUGACCAGGAUAAUAAGAGGGAAACACAGAAUGAAGAAAAAGAGAAAGCAUCUCAGGGUGGAGCUAAUGAAGAUGAUGAAGAUAGUGAAGAUGACAAAGAUGAUGAUAUUGGCUAUAUCUGGUAGUUGCAUUAACUGCAUCACUAGCUGGAACUGUCAUAAUUUGCACACUGCUCAACUUCAUUCUUAUCAGUUUGUCUGUGGUACUGAGGAAAUGUUGCAUCUGAGAGAAAAAAAGUUUAAAAUCUUGUAGAUUAUAAAAUGUUGAUCUAAUUGGGACCAUUUUGUUCAUCUGUUGAGCAUGCUCAGUACCAAAAUACAUUUUGAAAUGUGUUUCUGCCCAGUUAGAAAAUGGAGGAAAAGUUGUUCAGAUUUCUAACAAGAUUCUUGGAUAUGAGCAGUACAAAUUAACUAGUCUCAUUCUGAAUUCAUGUAGUUUAAAUGACUCUUAACAUUCACUGUUUUUCCAAAAUGAGACAUAAGCUAUGGAGCCUUCUUACCAUCAAUUCUUAGACAGGAAAAGAAAUGAUUGCAACAGAAAUUACUUACCUUUAUAUCACUAUACUAAAAUACUUUAUGUCUUUUAGAUAUUACACAUAGUUUAGACACAUGUUCAUCAUCUUUAUGUACAUUUAUCUUAUAUUUGUGCAUGUCAUCAUUUUAAUAAUGAAUUUUGCUACAGUAGCUGGCAUGUUGGCAUGAAAGCAUCACAGGUAAUUCAAGGAAUUGUGACUUUUUCUCAAACUGCAUGAUAUUAAGCUCUGAAUAUUAAUAACGUGUCACAGUAUGCAGACUGGAUGACCACUUUGCAGAGUACUAACAUUCUGUCUGUAAAAAUAACCUUGAGGCUUUCUGUUGUCUGCCACUUCAACACACCACUCUGUUCCCUGGUCAAUAUCUCUGGCUCAGUGCAAAAUGGAAGAACAGCAUCUCCCCUUCAGCUUGAGGACACUGCAGCCUUCAGAACUCAACAUAGAGUUUAAUAAUAUUUGGGGCGAAGUACCUUCUCCCAUGUCAUUAUCCAACCCCUCCCCCACCCCCACCCCCAUCCACACACACACACAUCAGGCUUUGACAUCAAAUGGGCUGCUACCACAAACAACCCAUUGUCAGCUACUGAUUAGUAGCUAUUCACUCUCCCUGGCUGGCCUUUACUCAUUCCUUUGUUGGUCCAGCUGUUGUCCUUUCUCUCUCUUUGAGCUCCAUCCCAUCUAUGGUUUACUAGCACUGUCCCCCAACCUUCUUGUAGCUACACUGAGUUCUGAAGAAGGGUCACUGGACCUGAAAUGUUUUCUCUCCACAAAUCCUGCCAAUCUGCUGACUUUUUCCAGCAAUUUCUGUUUUUAUCUUUUAAAAAUAAUUUGGCCAGAAUUUUGUUGUUUAAUUCUGAGUUGAAGUGCGCACCCUCACAGUGGCAACCUCGUCCAAUCACAAAGUUUGAAGAUUGCAGCAUUAACUGGGUUGCAGGAAAGGACUUUGCCCUCCAUUUGCUCCUGAUGAUGUGUAUGAUUGUUUAAAAAGCUACAAUUUAUUUAGAGACACUCUGUCAUGUGGAAGCAAUUGAGAAAAUGUUGUCCAUUGAAUUUACUGAAGGAGAUGAUUGGCUGUGCCUUAGCAUUCAUUGCAAGUAUUACAGUUCUUUUUCACACCCUCCCUACAUGUUCUAUUAUUCUUCUAAUCAAGCAUUCUAUUUCAGAAUUUUUAUUUGAGCAACUACUCCCACCAUGUCCAUAGGUCGUGUUGGUGUUUUUCUCACUUUUUUUGUCUUACAAUGUGAUUUUUUUUCUUCCUGCCCUUCAUUGUCUACUGUCCCACAUAUCUGCCCUGAAAGUACUCACCCCUUUGAAUGAAGUAACAGCAGUCCUCUUCAGAGAAGAUUACCUGGUCCAAACAGUGGUUCUGGAAUCUGAAACCUUCACCUAGAUAUCAUUCUUCCAGCCACAUUCCACUACAUUGCUAUUAAAUGGGCACACAACCUCCAAGAAGCCAUGUGCCAACCUGGAGCAAGAUGAUCACUGCAAGAAUGGAGCUUGUUAGUUCAUCCCAUGGGAUGUCAGAUGUCCAUUCUUGUAACUGUUUGUGUUGCUUUGCUGUAUCCACCUAAUUGAGAAUGCAUUCCCCUGAAGUCCUGCAAUCCUUCAUUCAUUGCCUCUACAUUGAAUUCAAGGAGGCCUUGCCUGGAAUCCCUUAUGAAAUUGGUUUAUGUGUUCUGAUAUUCCUAUCAUUUUUAUCUUCUCCAGCCUGUCCUGCAGCUUGUUGGACCUUCCUGGAUAUUGGUGCAAGGAAGUGCACUUCAUUCCAUCUCAGCCAUUUGCAGCAGGUCUUAUGACAGGCCAUGGAGACCAUUCAUAUAUUUCUGAUAUGCUGGGCAAACCCUUCUCUUCACAGUCAGUCUCCUGAGGUUAUUAACUGUUUGCUGACUGACCUGGGUCUGACACAUCUUAUGCCCCUAGUUGCACUUUCACACCUACUUCCUCUGGUUACUUUAUGCUGUGAGUCAAAACAAAUUUCAAUUCUUCAUCUACAACAUCUCUACCCUUUUGAGUGGGAAUCCCUGGGGUGUUAUACAUCUGAAACAAUGCAUGACAUAGUUAUUGCUACUGUUACCAGCAAUGGAGUAAGUCUUGCUCUUCUGUGAUGUUCUGUUCUUGCUCUUCUGUUCAAAUAUGAAAAUCUCUCAGUGGCAGUCUCUAGAGGAAGAAUCUACUGUAACUACACAGUUAACUUUGGUCAAACUGAACAAUUUUCUAUCAUAAUCAAAUACCUUUUGCAUCUUUUAUAAAGAAAUUCAGAGCUGGCAAAAAGACUAAAGAAUACAUUGCAAUAUUAAAUAAGAUUCUCAUAAACCCACUGAAGACAGAUUGCCAUAUCUCUAUCUAUUUUCCAGGCUAAUGUGGAAGUGAACUAUGCACAUUUCUGCCUCUCCCUAGAUGGUCAAAUACCUGAUGAUGGGACAUCCUGUUCCUAUGGCCUACUAUUCCCUGGCAUUGUGUGCUGGCUUCUUUUGUAGGACAACUACAGUUGCUCCAGUCUCCAGACCUAAGCAAGAUCAUCAAAAUUCAUGGUCACCAUAAUAUGUCAGGGAGCAAAGGCUGGGGUUGUAAGAGGUAAUUGUACUAGCAUGUAUUAUAGAAUGUGAGACACUUACAUACGAGUUGGCAAGUGAUGCUUCAGGUGGGAUAAAGCCCACCAUGCUAUGUUGCAACAUAAAUGGCAGUGCAUGACUAUUGCUUUGGGAAAUGUCAAGUGCUUCUCUGAGAUUUGACUGUCUGCCCUGUACUACAUCUGAAGCACCCAUACCUUUGCUGAUCUAGUCUGUAAACUUUAUCCGAAAUGGUAUGUGCAUUCUUGAAGUUCUGGUUUUAGUCAGAAUCCAACUACAUUGCUUGUUCUGCUGUACGUGAUGUCCCUUCCCUAGUUUUCCAGCCAUCCAUUGUCAAACAUCCACCAGCAGCACUUCUAUAUCAGUCACCAAUGCUCGCCUGAUUUGUUCUUUUGCUCCAGUCUGCACAUUCUUCCAAGUCUAUCUGUUGAACUGCAGAUAAACAUUUAGAAAAGGAAGCUGCAUCCUGCCAGACCUCCUUCCGAAAUCAUCCUCAAUUCCUAAUACUUCAAACUGACUACUGGCUUUCCUCUGCCAGCUAUAUUGAAAUUAGCUGGACACCAGAUAUGAUCAGCAUCUUCUCGUUUGAGCAGGCAUACAUUCUUUGCUGUAGUUGUGUGCAAGCAGAUUAUGAAGAAUCAAUGGGUAAUUUGGACUUUCUUUAUGAUAAUGGCACUUUUCAAUGAGUGUUUUGAUUAAUAAUCUGUUAUAGGGCAAGAUAUAAUGAUAGGAAAUUUGAUAAGAAAUAAAAGCUAACUCUAAUAGGCUAAAGCCGGUAAUGUUAAACAAGAUUUGCUUUGAUAGAAUUGGUUGUUACCAAUGCUGUGUUCAGGAAAGGUGGCUGAUGAGAUGUUGUUGAGAGGCAAGAAGUCAUCAGACCCAUGUGUGGACUUCUUAAAUGAAUGGUAAAUAAAUAAUCUGAAAAUGAUGCAGUUAGGAUGAAUGAUAUGAUCAGUACAUGUACUUACAAACAAGCCUUUUUUUCAUGAAAAUGCUCAACUUCAACCCUGAUAUUUAUAGAUGUGCAUGAAAAUAUCUUAUAUGUUAAAUAGUUUCAGUGUAUGAAGGAUUGACCUUAGAAGUGAUCUUAAGGAAGCUCCACAGCGCUACUUUUCAAAUUCAUAGAGUCUGUGUCUAUACCACUGCAUCAAGGAGGAGGGGGUUUGACUUUGAAGCAGAAAUUGCAUAUUGCCUUCCCUUACUACAACUUGAUCAGAAUAUGUCUAAGUUACUUUGUAUACUGUAUUGCAGAAUGUAGUACAGAUUGUGGUAGGAAAGGCACUAAAAAUGUUCAUUAAACAAUUAAUUGAAAGGCAUGUUAUGUAAUGCUUCCUUAUGUGUAGUUAUGAAUUGUCCUGCUAAUUUGUGUUAACCAUUUGUUGCUUAUAGAAUUCUUACUCUGAGUCUAACUUAGUGUGAAACCAACCUGAAACAAAUUGUGCAUUUCUUCAUUCAAUCUAUAGGAAGCUAUUUGAAUUUUCAGGUUUGCAUAAUUGAUUGAUUUAUUACUUCAACUUAAGAGUAUAUGAUUUCAAAUGCUGGUUAUAAGGGAACUAAAGAAUUCUUCAUCAUGUGUUAGUGCACCAGUUUCAGAAACAUGUAAUGGUGAAAUGUAAUACAUACAUUGUCAGCCGAAUACUGAAAUCUAGAUAGUUUGCGCAUCUUUAAAUAGAGGAAGUUGUUACAAGCUAACUGACUAUUUUCUUGUAGUUUAUUUUAUUCUGACGUUACUUUUCUGAUCAUUUACAUUUUGAAGCUAACUGUAAGUCUUCAUUUUAAAGUUUGGCUAUUUCUCUGUAAUGUUGUCAAGUAUUUAUUCUGGUUAUAAAGCUUAAGUCUCUGGAACUGGUUGGUUGUUAGUCGUAUAGUGUAGAUUGUAUCUUGUAGGUAUAUCAAUUUACUAGAGGGAACUUCCACUAGUAUUUUUAAUCCAGUCUGUCUAGGCUGUGUUCGACAAGAAACAUAUCAUAUCUUAGUUGUUCUCACCUAUUUCAUCCCAUUAAGUUUGAUGAUUUGUCGUUAAAAUUUGACCAUUUUGUGUUGAUGUUACAAUUACAUUUGCCUUGAAUUUCUGUGCGAACCAGUUUCUUCAGAACAACGUGCAGUGAAAGAGUUUUGUGACCACUGAACCUUUGAUUUAUCACUUGAGUAGUAAUGCUAGGACAGCCUGGUGAAAGGCUACACCCAGUGACUCAUUCUUGGAUUGGGUUAGCUGACACGCUCUGUGCAGUGCCUUGUAGUAAAAGAGCAUUCCACAUGGAAAGAGAGAGAAAGAAAGGCCUAAUGGAUGCCACAGUGUUCUGUAAACAAACUCUGCCUGACCAACAUGUAGCAUCACUGGUAGUUGUUAUGACAAUGACUGUGAGCUAGCCUAUGCCACAAACCUUGCUGAAGAACAUGGCUUAUGGUCAAUAUACAUAGACAAAAUGUCAAUCUGCAGCAGCAAAAUGACUAGCCAUAGUUACUUUCUUCAGUAUUUUAUAUUUGUAAAAACAAUAUUGUAUGACUGUAAUCUAUAUAUUCUUUGAUCUCAUCUGUCAGCAUUGCAUUUGUAUUUAUAAUUCUCUUUUAGUGCCAGUACCAGAAUUCUGUUUUUUCUCAAGUUAUUUGUCUUACAUGUCCUAGAAGUUAGACUAUCCUGAUUAAUAUUUCAAUUAUUCUGUGUUCUAUACAAAGCAAAGUGUGUGCCUUGACUGGCUUUCUGUGUAACUGGUCAGUUAAAAAGUCUUCUAUUGUUUUGUUGUUUGUCCCAAUAAAUCACAUACU
This is a messenger RNA of Chiloscyllium plagiosum (whitespotted bambooshark), 7957 nucleotides long. NCBI's taxonomy places the organism in Eukaryota, Metazoa, Chordata, Chondrichthyes, Orectolobiformes, Hemiscylliidae. The record is from RefSeq and is a predicted model, not a curated record.